AUGAACCUUUUGUUUAAGAUUUCUCAACAAUGCUCUCAUAUUGAAAUUGGGAGAGAAACCCACAAGCAUAUUCGACUACAAUUAAGAAUGGGGGAAACCCUAAAACGUCUAAUUUUCUGCCGUGUAUCAAUCUGGAAGGGGCAUAACGUGUUGAUUAAACAGAGCUAUGGACCUGCUAAAGUGACAAAAUAUGGUGUAACAGUGGCCAAAAACAUCGACUUCAAACACGAAGUCAAAGAAGUAUUGUUCUUAAAUCUUAAUAGUGAAAAUGGAAUCAAAGCUUUAUUUUCAAAGGUUUUAUGAAGAAGGAGAAAGGGAAGAGGAUGAAUCAGAUGGAAUGUGAUUGCAUUUUUUCCAAUCAUUUAUCUUCAUCACUCAAGAAAAAGAGGAAGAGGAAUUCUGAAAAUGAUUUUCUUUCAUAAAAUUCCCAAAUCAAUUCCAGAAGGCAGAAGGUAAAAGAGUCUGGAUUUCCGUUUUCCUUAUACAAUUUUGGUGGACUGUGAAAACCGCCACCACGACAACUCAGUCUCAGCCACCAACUUAAGAUAGUAUCCACUUCUCUUUCGUCAUUUUACAUAAUUUAUCGACUCACUUGACAUUUUACUUCUGAAAAUUCAAUCUUUUUUGCAUACUUUUCUAGGGUUUGAAGAGGCACUUCCAAACGGAACCGACCUAGGACAUGAUUUCGGUCUUCCACUUGAUUACUACUUGUGUCAGUUUGGUUCACCCUAUUCAGUCCAGUCGAUUCAAACAUCCAUUUACCUCACUUUCUGACAUUUUCUAAAGAUUUCUACUAAGAUUCUUCAGUAUUUGUUUAAUUAAAAUCCGUCAUUUAUCGUCGCUAGGUUUUAUUAUUAUUAUUUUUGUAGGGCUAAAUCUAAGGAACUGAGUCUGUGAAAUUAGAGCAGUAAGUAUAACCCCGUAAAUUCAUCUCUUAUGUAAAUUGAACAUACAAUCUGAUACCAAAUGCUAGAACUUGAAGGUAUAUUAUGACAACUAAUUUACUAAAUAUCUUUAAUUUUAAAGUAAAAAACUUUGGUACAUACAAUUUGUGAGGAGCAUUGGAUUGAAUAUUCAGAUAAGUUUAUUUCAUUGUAAACAAUAUUUUCAGUUUUUUGUCGUUUUGAAUAUUUCAGAUAUGGUUAGUUGUUUAUAUGAGUAUUUUGGUUCCUUUUUUUUGGCUGGUUAGAGGUAAAAAAGAACACAACAUCUGCAUUUUCCCUGCGUCAAUAUCACAUCAGGUAGUUUACUGAUUUUUUUUUGUAUAUAUUUACUUUCCACAUGGUAUACUACUAUACAAAAAUGGUACUGAUGGAUCAAUAGCCUGCAUUUACACCAUCAUAGGGUCUAACUGAAGGUGUAUUAGAUCGUUAUGUUCAUCGGUGGGUGUUUUGGACAAAUAUACCCUUGCUUCUUUGUAGUUGUUCUGUGGAUUCUACUUUAAAAUAAUACUUGAAAAAAAAACAAAAGAUAAUUAGUCAUUCAUCUAACCACCUGAUAUAUACUUUAUAAUUGAAGAAAAUACAUCAACCAGCUCAGGUUUUCAUCUUUAAGUAUGCUUUCAUUUUAUGACCCAAUCUAUCCUCAUGGUCAUUCAUACUGUUGUGAGAUUUGUUAAGAAGUAAUUUGAUUUUUUUUUUUUUUUUUUUUUUGCAUUCACAUUCGUUUAUAUAUGUUUCAUAUUCUACCUUCCCAACAAUAUAUUGGAAUAUGAUAAUGUAAGCUUUAAAUUCAUAAUGAUUAUUGAAUAUAUGUUUAUUUUGUGUUAUUUGUAUGUAUUAAAUAGGUCGAAGGGUAAAAUAGUCAUUCAUUCAGGUUUAUAUAGUAUUGCUGGUAGAUAUUGCUUUCAAUGAUCACUCAGAUGAGACAAGGCAAUUUCAUUUUUGCAUUCUGUGUUUGUAAUUAGAUUUUUCUUGACUAUUACUCCAAUUUAACCGUAUCUUCUAUACAAACCAAACCGUAUAAGAAACACCUGACCGGUAGGUUACUUCACAGUCAAUUGUAUCAAUUAGGGACUAGGGUUUAAAGGGGCUACAUUUUUUUUAUGGGGUUUUGUAUUUCUGGAUAUCUUUUUUUGAGAUAUUUUAUACCUUUUUUUGCGAAUUGCUGAUCCUGCCACUUUUGUGUAAUGGAUUUGUCGUUCAAAUAGCUUCUCAAAUGAUCCAACAGCAAGAAGUAAAUUUUUUCCAGAUCAGUCAUAGCUGUUCUUUGUAACUGAUAAGAUUCGCUUGCAUCUCCACUUUUGCAUUACUUAGAAACCUCAAAUUCAAGAACUUUAUGCGACAUACUUUUGUGAUUUGUUAAGUUAAUGUAUUAUUUAGAUAAAGCCCAGAAAGACGUGAAUGUGAAUGAUGUUGUGAAGGGUAAAAAGGGAAAACUGGAACAAAAAGAAGAGGAGGAGGAGGUUUUUAGGGUGGAGAAAAAACCGGAAGUGAAAGAAGUUGGUGACAAUGAAGCCGAGUAGAAGCUCAAGCUAUGGAAUGGAAUCAUUGAGAUUCCGUUGGAAUGAAAAAAAAAAAGCAUUUUGUUUUUGUAGUAAUUACUCCCAUUUGAUUGAAAGUCAAAUUUCUUCUAGAAAUUUAAUCUUCUUUUGAUUUGGGUGUCUCCUUAAAGACGAAUAAUUUAGGGCUUCUUUUGAUUUGGGUGUCUCCUUAAAGACGAAUAAUUUAGGGC
Lactuca virosa is the source of this 2673-nucleotide messenger RNA. NCBI's taxonomy places the organism in Eukaryota, Viridiplantae, Streptophyta, Magnoliopsida, Asterales, Asteraceae. The record is from the annotation of a GenBank genome assembly.